UUCGGAAAACACACAAACGGAGAAGCAUUAUGGAAUACUCUGGAGUUAAGCUGUUGCUCUUGCUCCUGGGAGCCUUCUCUGUGGCUGGCGCUGCCGUGUCGCAUCCUUUUGCCACCAACUACACCAAUGACAUCCUGCGGCUGGCCAAGGCGGCCCACAUCAAGGCCUACAUGGGCGAGGAUCAGUCGGAGGCGUGCGAUAACUUUUACAACUUUGCCUGCGGCAAUUGGCCGCGUCUGCAUCCGGCCAGGAUCCACAAUAAGCGCACCAACUACCUGGAGGAGCUGCAGGAGCUGUACAUCCGCAAGAGCGCCGAAAUGUUGAAGAGUUCCCCGCGCAGCGCUGACAGCAGUGCGGAUCGCAUACUCAAGAACUUCUUCAACUCGUGCUGCCAGCAGGCGAACGACACAAGGUCCGCCCUGACGGCUGCCCUGCUGCAGGCCACGGACUUCCGCGGCGGCUGGCCAGAGAUUCGUGUGCCCUCGUGGUACCAGUACGAGUACGACUGGCUCAAGGUGGUGGCCACGCUGAAGCGGCAGCUGGGCGUGGACAUAUUCAUUGGCCUGGAUGUGAUUGUCGACUACAAGGAGGAGCAUAUGCAUCGCAUCAAGCUCGGCGCACCAGAGCUGCCGCUGGGCAAGCGUCGCCUCUACCUGGACAGGCACCAUCAGGGCACGCGGGAUCUCUACCAGCGUUCGAUACAGAAAAAACUAAAGUUCUACUUCCCCGAACAGUCCAAGCAAUGGCUGAAGGAGGUCUCCUCGCAGGUGCUCAGCAUUGAGGAGCAGCUGGCCAAGGGCUUGCCCCACAAUGCGGCGCUCACACUGGAGCAGACCACACGCCAGCGCACGGCUGCCGAUAUGAAGGCUGCGUAUGGCAGCUAUGUGGACAUCAGUCGCUACUUGCAGCUCAUCUUCAGCGACACUUUGUACGUGGACAUAUACGAGACGCCCGAGGAUUAUCUGUCCAAUCUGGUGGACGUCAUACGCGGCACGCCCAAGCUGCAUCUGGCCAACUACACCAUCUGGCGCACCCUGGACACCCUGGAUGCGGCAAGGAUCCCUCCGACUGUGCAGCCCGAUAUCUGGUGCAUCAAGCUCACGCAGCAACACUUCCCGCAGCAGCUGGAGAGUCUGUUCCACAGGAACUACAACAACAUGCAGAUGAUCAACGAACUGCAGUCCACAUGGACGGACAUCAAGCGCGUCUUUCGCGAGGAUCUGCAGGCAUCCGAGCGGCUGCACUGGCUCAGCCAGGACACCAGGCAGAAGGCCAUUGCCAAGCUGGAGUCGCUGCAGCUGCAGUUUCGCUCGCACGACGAUCUCCAGCUGAUCCGCAAGCUGCAUGGCCUCCAGCUGGAUGCCAAGAACUUUUACCCGAAUCUCCUGUCCGUGCUGCAGUGGGAGACACAGCGCAAGCUGGCCAAACUCAUGCAGGAGCCUGUGCUGGAGGAUCAUCAAACGCACAAGCUGCCGCACUACGAGCUGAAGAGCAACAAGAUCCAGGUGCCCAUCACCUUCCUGCAGGCACGCUUCUUCUGGGACCCGGCCUACCCGAAUGCCCUGAAAUAUGGCACUCUGGGCGUGCUCCUCGCUCGCCAAAUGCUGCACGGCUUCGAUGCGGUGGGCAGGCGCUACGACAGUCACGGCUAUCAGAACAAUUGGUGGGAUGCCACCUCCGAGACAUCUUAUUCCCGACGUGCCCAAUGCUUCCAGGAGCAGUACGCCAUCUUUGUGCAGUAUCGGGAGAAGCCGGUGCAGGAUAAGCAGCUCCUGCGUCGCAUUGUGGCCGACAACGGGGCCCUGGACAUUGCCUAUCGGGCGUACAACAAGUGGCUGAAGAACUCGGCCGAAACCACGGCCAUCUAUCAGCGGGAGCGUCUUCCACUGCUGGAUCACUCGAACCAGCAGCUCUUCUAUCUGGCCUAUGCGCAGCUCUACUGCUCUGACUAUCCCGAGACCCUGGAGCGCUACGAGGAGCUGCCCGAACAGCUGCGCAUCAAUGCGGCUUUGUCCAACUCGCAGCAGUUCACCAAUGCCUUCAGCUGUGCCAGCGGAUCCAAGCUGAAUGCUCGCUUCAAGUGUACCCUUUAUUAAAGAGGGAAGAAUUAAAUCUAUCGCUAUCUAUUCCAUUCCAUUACUCGUAAACGGAGAACACAAAUAAGAGUGUAAAGUUUAAGAAUAUUAAAAUGAACGAAAA
This is a messenger RNA of Drosophila subobscura, 2199 nucleotides long. Its product is annotated as endothelin-converting enzyme-like 1. The transcript has a single exon. Gene Ontology annotation, biological process: protein processing. Lineage: Eukaryota; Metazoa; Arthropoda; Insecta; Diptera; Drosophilidae. The record is from RefSeq and is a predicted model, not a curated record. Gene Ontology annotation, molecular function: metalloendopeptidase activity. The coding region runs from base 30 to 2096 and encodes 688 amino acids. Gene Ontology annotation, cellular component: plasma membrane.